GUCAAAAAUAAAUGAGAGGUUAAGUAGAACAUGUUUUUGUUUGAAUUUUGGCUUUUAAGGCAUUUAUUACUGUGAGUUUUAAUAAACCUAUAGCUGUAAUGAAUCGUUUCAAGUAUGCAAGUCCACUUUUGAUGGAUAACGAAUCAACCAUCGCUGUGGAAAAUAACGUGAGACUUUACGACGGUCCCCAGAAGACCUCCUUUGAGGGUGGCGAGCUGAUAAUUACGUCUCAUAGGCUGUUUUGGGGAAGGCCAGGGGCAAUAGCUCGUGGACAAACAUGCCUUACUCUGGAUUUGAGCCUUGUAGUGUUUAUUGAGGAAGAAUCACCAAAUUCGUUCAGUUUUAGUCGAUCAAGAAAAGUUAUUUUACAUUUAAGUGAAGUGACAGAAGUAAGUAAUGCUGCCCCACAACAAUACAGUAGCUACAAUUUCAUUAAACUAUCCUUCCGAGAUGGUUUUACAAAUAAUGUGUUGGAUAUUUUAAGUGAUCUUUUGCAAAGAAGGCCUUGGGAAUCCCCUAUGCCUACACCAAUUAUAGCUAAUGAUUCAAAGCCACAAGUAUCUGGUAUCAAAUUGCGUACUGGUAUUGUUGGCAUUGAAAGGAAUCUUCAGGAAAAGCAGAAAGCAACUGAUGAGAGUAUUACUGUAGCAUUCCAAGAUCUCAAUAAAUUGAUGACAAUGGCAAAAGAUAUGGUUCGUUUAACUAGGACAAUUUCUACUAAAAUUAAGGAAAAACAAGGAGAUAUAACCGAAGACGAAACAGUUCGGUUUAAAUCCUACCUUCUAAGCUUGGGUAUUGAUGAUCCUGUGACUAGAGAUGCCUAUAAAUCAGACAAUAUGUACUAUCAGAGCCUAGCAAAGCAAAUUUGCGACUUUCUGCUAUCGCACGUAGAGGAAAUGGGUGGGAUGAUGGCGUUAACUGACGUAUUCUGUAGAGUAAACCGAGCUAGAAGUCUAGAACUCCUGUCUCCAGAAGAUAUUUUGAAUGCUUGUAAGGUUAUGGAGUCGUUAGGCUUGCCAAUGAAGUUGUAUACAUUUUCUUCUGGGGUCAAAGUACUCCAACUCAGCAGUUUGGAUAGUGAGAGUGUGGCAGAGGCCACUGCAGUUUUAGUAGAAGAUAAGGGAUCCCUCUCUUCUGAGGAACUAUCUCAAACUUUAGGAAUAUCGCUUACGCUUGCCAAAGAAAGAUUAUUGACUGCAGAGAAGUUAGGAAAAUGCUGUAGAGAUGACUCCAUAGAAGGUCUGAGGUUUUAUCCAAAUCUAUUUUUAACUAAAGAGGAAUAACUGAUCGUUUGAUGUUAUAUAUUAAUAAAUGUAAAUAAUACUCGAUGCAGUUAUUUGCCUUGUGAAUAAAUAUCUUUUAUAGUUUUGUAUAAAUUAAUUUAUGCUUGAUAAAUUAAAAUAUUUAUUUAAUGUUAACAUGUUUUUAUGAAAUAAUAAAUAUACUAGCCUAAUGUCAAUUUAAGAUAAUUUAUUAUUGCUAAAUUUUUAGCACAAUGCUGCCUUCACUACCAUGGUAGAUGACAGGGGGCUUAGUGAGUAUGCCAAAUUUUUGUAAAAUCUCGCACUUCAGGCAGGAAAGCCUUCCCCUGUCUAAGAAAACUCUUCUUUGACAUCGUAGCCAAGAUCGCUGAAUAAUAUCAUUUCUUCCGAACUAAGCUAACAUAUUAGCUGCGAUUUAGCAUGCAGAAAAACAUUACUAACUUUACGACUGGCU
Molecule: messenger RNA, 1716 nt
Organism: Acanthoscelides obtectus
Lineage: Eukaryota; Metazoa; Arthropoda; Insecta; Coleoptera; Chrysomelidae
Source: the annotation of a GenBank genome assembly